UUCCUUCGAACGUCUCGUACUGUUGAGAAAUACAGGAGGAGAAGGAGCUGUCAAACGUGCAAGUAAAGAUAAGCUUUCAGUUGACGCCACCUCACAGUUUUAAUGUAAAGUUAGUUGGAUUUUAUGCAUAAUUAGUAUGGACUGACACGUUUUCAUACAUUCGGUGGGGAAGAAUGAAGACGAGUUUAACAAAUACCAUGUCUACACUGUUUCAAAUCUGGAUCAUUUUCACCUCUUUGGUCUCCUAUGCGUUGCCGGAAAAGAAAGUGUGCCAGGGCGUCACUAACCGGUUCAGCCUGCUUGGGUCAAAAGAGGACCACUACCUGAACAUGGUCAAGACCUACAGCAACUGCACCGUGGUCCUGGAGAACCUGGAGGUCACAUACAUGGAGGACGACCAUGAUCUGUCUUUCCUCAGGUCCAUCCAGGAGGUGGGUGGCUACGUUCUGAUCGCCCUCAACACAGCCAACAGGAUUCCCCUGGACAACCUGCGCAUCAUCCGGGGCCACACUCUCUAUGACAGUGGCUUUGCCUUGGUUGUGGUGCUGAACUAUAACAAGUCCAUGCGAGCAGGCACCACUGAGCUGCCUCUGACCAGCCUCACAGAGAUCCUGAAAGGAGGAGUGAAGUUCUCAGACAACCAGCUGUGUAACGUGGAGACCAUCCAGUGGUUGGACAUUGUAAACAGUAACAGCAAACCCAACAUGCAGUUACCUGAACACAGCAACAAUCGGCUCUGUAAGGAGCUCCUGUUAGAACACAAACAUUGUGUCACAUAAAUGUACCUACCAUAAUCCCAUUCAAGGUUUUGUGUUUUUAUACACCCUUGAGGCUAGACUGGUUCAUG
Oncorhynchus masou masou (cherry salmon) is the source of this 847-nucleotide messenger RNA. Its product is annotated as epidermal growth factor receptor-like. Lineage: Eukaryota; Metazoa; Chordata; Actinopteri; Salmoniformes; Salmonidae. Bases 174 to 779 code for a protein of 201 amino acids. The transcript has 4 exons. The record is from RefSeq and is a predicted model, not a curated record.